This is a messenger RNA of Pimephales promelas (fathead minnow), 1548 nucleotides long. RefSeq names its product secreted frizzled-related protein 1a (gene sfrp1a). Gene Ontology annotation, molecular function: Wnt-protein binding. Gene Ontology annotation, biological process: canonical Wnt signaling pathway; non-canonical Wnt signaling pathway. Lineage: Eukaryota; Metazoa; Chordata; Actinopteri; Cypriniformes; Leuciscidae. The record is from RefSeq and is a predicted model, not a curated record.
UUCAUUGGGUCAUUGAAUACUUUGAUUGACACACGAGAAGCAAAAGGUGCGGAAAGUUUCCUAUUGGUCGCCGAGGCUGUCUCAGUCUCCCCUGGUCUCGAGCGCUGCGCAUUUCAAGCAACUCAGUCUUGUGAGUCAGCAACAGCUACGGGGCUUCAGUUCAGACUCAGAGGUGGAGUUUCAACAACUUCAAUACUUUGACUUCGGAGUCUUAUAAAUUUUAGAGGUAUUUGGCUCUCCCUCCCCAUUUUCUAGACAAAGAGGACUUCAUUUCACUCAAGGCUCACCACUUUUGGGGGCUGCAUUGAAUAGGGGAUUCUGACCAGGAGUCACAAUGAAGUCCCUUGCAUCUUUGUUUCUUUGGCGGAUCAUCAUCUUGACUAUGUCACUAGUCUCAUUGGGCCAGACAUCUGAGUAUGUGUACGAUACCUGGAAGUCAGAGAUAUACAACGGCGGUCGCAUCUACGACAAGCCUCCCCAGUGUGUGGACAUCCCAGAUGACCUGAGGCUCUGUCACGGUGUGGGCUACAGCCAGAUGCUGCUGCCCAACUUGCUGGAGCACGAGACUAUGGCUGAGAUCAAGCAGCAAGCAGGGAGCUGGGUGCCCCUGGUGCACAAGAACUGCCACCCGGGCACUCAGGUAUUCCUCUGCUCCCUUUUUGCCCCUGUGUGCCUGGAGAGGCCCAUCUACCCAUGCCGCUGGUUCUGCGAAAAUGUUCGUGAUGGCUGCACCCCCAUCAUGGAAGCAUUUGGGUUUCCAUGGCCUGAAAUGCUCACCUGCGAGAAGUUUCCUGAAGAUGAAGUGUGCAUCAGUGCGCCCAAUGUCACAGAGGCCUCCAAUCCCAGUGGAUACUCUCCAGUUUGUCCUCCUUGCGACAAUGAAAUGAAGACGGAUGUGAUUCUGGAGCACAUGUGUGCCAGUGAAUUUGCCAUAAAGACUAAGAUCAAGGAGGUCAAACGGGAGAACACGGAUCGCAAAGUGAUCCUGCAGAAGAGGAAAAAAAUCAUAAAGCUGGGAACUUUAAAGAAGAAAGACCUGAAGAAACUCACUCUGUACCUGAAGAACGGAGCCGACUGCCCCUGCACGCAGCUUGAAAAUCUCGGAAACACAUAUCUUAUCAUGGGACGCAAGGUGGACAAACAGUACCUUCUCACCGGCAUUCACAAGUGGGACAAAUCUAGCAAAGAAUUCAAAAAGACCAUGAAAAAACUCAAAAGCCACAAGUGCCCUGCUUAUGAGAAUGUCUUCAAAUAAACACUCUCAGAGCUCCCACUUUACUCUAUGAACUUGCACAUCCAGGCAACCCCAAAUAUUGUUUUAUUUUCCAUUGUUUAUAUACUAUAUAUAUAUAUUUCUCAUGUAUUUUGUAGAUCGGUGUUGUUUAAGACUGAAAAGAUAAUGAAUGAAACAGUAGACCAAAUCUCCACCACAACCAACUGAUCACUUUUGUAUAUAUCCAAAUAUGUAACUGUUGAUAAUAUCUUGUGAAAUUAUCAGAAUUCACCUGCAAUUGAUUGUUGAACAUUCUUUAAAAAAAAAAACACACA